Molecule: messenger RNA, 193 nt
Organism: Dentiscutata heterogama
Lineage: Eukaryota; Fungi; Glomeromycota; Glomeromycetes; Diversisporales; Gigasporaceae
Source: the annotation of a GenBank genome assembly
AUGAGUCAACCUCAACCUUUAAUACCUCAAGACGCUGAUAUUCCUGUAAAUUCGUCCUUCGAUAAUCUCACUGCUGAACAAAAAUAUGAAAAUUUAACUAAGGGUACAACAGAUUUGUUCAAUAGUGCACAAAAAACAGAAAAUCAGACAGUUUCUCAACUUCCGACCAUUAUUAUUUCUGGAUCAUCUUUUU